Molecule: messenger RNA, 311 nt
Organism: Astrephomene gubernaculifera
Lineage: Eukaryota; Viridiplantae; Chlorophyta; Chlorophyceae; Chlamydomonadales; Astrephomenaceae
Source: the annotation of a GenBank genome assembly
CAGAAAAGUAACAGCGGGCGCUGUCGUAAAGGAGUUGAAUGGAAGUGCUGCCACGUACAAUCAAGUGCACUACCGACUUCGGCAGUUGGCGAAAACUCAGCGUCUUCUAUGUUCAUCAGAGGAUAAUGGAAACGUCAGCAACAAUAGCGGUGUGGAGGAUGGUGACAUUGAUGAAGACGAACCCGGCACCGAGAACGAGGCAGAUGUGGAUUCCAUAACCAUGACCGUCCCACCCGCGCGCCGCCCUCAUGCAACCAGCCACACAACUAUCACCCACCACCCCACACGUCCACUUGGGCAGGCCAUGAGAU